Fusarium sp. VM40 is the source of this 1299-nucleotide messenger RNA. Lineage: Eukaryota; Fungi; Ascomycota; Sordariomycetes; Hypocreales; Nectriaceae. The record is from the annotation of a GenBank genome assembly.
AUGCCAGCAUCGAAAUCCUCAUUCCCAGGCCCGAGAGCUCUAGCCUUUUCAGCCAUCACGAUAUGCGCCGGCGUCCUUCUCGCCCGCCCAUUCAAUCGCUUCACCACCGUUCUCGGCGUCUUCCGCCAGCCCGUCAACACCGCAGUCAAUGAUGCAGACUUUGUCACGAUCGACGACACGAUGCUCUGCGAGGACAUACAUCUACAUUCGUCCAGCGGGUUGCUUUUCACAGCUUGUGAGGAUUCUUACGGGCCGCGCUUUUCGUGGUUCCCUGGUCUUGGCGUUCUCCAUGAUCCCCUCACGGCUAGCAAGUCGCGUGGGUCUAUCCACGUCAUAGAUCCCAAGACGUUCACGUCCAAGAGACUGGAGUUUGAGAAUUUUGCUGGGCCGUUUGUAACACAUGGUAUUGACGUUAUAUCGGAUCCGGAAGCUCAGGACAGUGUCUAUAUUUUUGCUGUCAACCACGUGCCUCAUCCGGACUAUCUUCAACACGUCGUCGAUGGAAAGAGUCAUGAUAAGUAUGCUGGGAACAAAGCUGCUUCUCAAAUUGAGAUAUUCCACCAUCGUGUGGGAUCUACAAGUGUCAACCAUAUCCGGUCUAUCAGUCAUCCGCUGAUCCAAACCCCGAACGACAUUGUUGCGGUUUCUCCUACAAGCUUCUACGUCACGAACGAUCAUCACUAUCGCGAGGGCUUCCUUCGACACGUUGAGGAUAUGUACUAUGGCGGUAAAUGGACCAACACAAUCUUCGUGCAGAUCAAAGACAUAGCGGCCAAAGAUUCGGACGCAGGUAUUGAGGCUACUGUCGCGCUCACAGGCCUUCACAACAACAAUGGCCUCGGUCACGGCAGAACCCCCAACGAGAUAGCCAUCGGAAGCGCUUCUAGCGGAGACCUUCACAUCGCCAACAUCCAGCCUAACCAAACCCUCAAGGUCCUAGAAACGAUCCCACUUGACGUGUGCGUUGACAACCCCUCUUACUUCUCUGACUCAUUCGCAAGUGUCGACGGAGACAGCAGUGGUUUCAUCUCCUCAGGCCUGUCAAAAGGUUUUGAACUCGGGAAAUCAAUUGGAGUUGCCGAUGGGACCGAGCCAGUUAUGAUCUGGCUGGUGAAGCCGAAGGAUGGCAAGUGGGAGAGGAAACUCCUUUUUGAAGACGACGGAAAGAGGUUGAGGUCGGCAGCUACAGCGGUGUUGAUUGGAAUUGAUCCUGCGCUGGAGGGAGGGAAGAAGAAGGGGUGGUUGUUUGCUACGGGAUUCUACUCGAGAAGUGCCGUUGCUGUCAAGGUUGAUCUUUAA